Molecule: messenger RNA, 2953 nt
Organism: Fragaria vesca subsp. vesca
Lineage: Eukaryota; Viridiplantae; Streptophyta; Magnoliopsida; Rosales; Rosaceae
Product: cation/H(+) antiporter 17-like
Exons: 3
Coding region: 1-2415 (804 amino acids)
Biological process (GO): proton transmembrane transport; regulation of pH
Cellular component (GO): endomembrane system; membrane
Molecular function (GO): antiporter activity
Source: RefSeq, a predicted model, not a curated record
AUGGCGAACAAUACCACAGUAACAUGUCCAUCUCCCAUGAAAGCAACAUCCAAUGGAGUCUUCCAGGGUGAUAAUCCUCUGCACUAUGCGCUCCCUCUUGUCAUCUUGCAAAUAUGUAUCGUGGUUACACUCACGCGAAUUCUUGCUUAUUUUCUUCGGCCACUAAGACAGCCUCGUGUGAUUGCAGAGAUUAUUGGAGGAAUCUUGCUUGGCCCUUCAGCUCUUGGUCACAACAAAGACUAUAUCAACGCAAUUUUCCCAGCAAAAAGUCUUACGGUGCUUGAUACUAUAGCAAAUCUUGGUCUUCUCUUCUUUCUGUUCCUAGUGGGUUUGGAGUUAGAUCCGAAGUCCCUCCGGCGGACUGGAAAGAAAGCUCUCAGCAUAGCUCUUGCAGGAAUCACUUUGCCUUUUGUAUUAGGAAUUGGUACAUCAUUUGUCCUAAAAGAAACCAUUUCUAAAGGUGUAGAUGGAGCCCCAUUUCUUGUCUUCAUGGGAGUGGCUCUUUCUAUAACUGCCUUCCCUGUUUUGGCCCGUAUUUUGGCUGAGCUUAAGCUCUUAACCACUGAUGUUGGACGAAUGGCCAUGUCAGCGGCAGCUGUUAAUGAUGUGGCUGCAUGGAUUCUUCUUGCUCUCGCCAUUUCCCUCUCUGGUAGUGGCCGGUCUCCCCUGGUUUCACUAUGGGUUUUUUUGUGUGGAUGUGCUUUUGUUCUUGUAUGUAUAUUUGCUGUUCGACCUCUCUUUAAAUGGAUGGUGCAGCGUUGUCCUGAGGGUGAACCAGUAGACGAAUUGUAUGUGUGUGGGACUUUGGUUGCAGUUUUGGCAGCUGGGUUUGUCACUGAUACUAUUGGAAUUCAUGCUCUAUUCGGUGCAUUUGUGCUUGGAAUUAUUGUUCCAAAGGAAGGACCGUUUGCAGGUGCCCUUGUAGAAAAAGUUGAGGAUCUUGUAUCUGGUCUAUUCCUCCCAUUGUACUUUGUCUCAAGUGGAUUAAAGACUGAUGUAACAACAAUUCGUGGCGCGCAGUCAUGGGGUCUCUUAGUCUUGGUCAUUUCAACAGCCUGCUUUGGAAAGGUCAUUGGCACUAUAGUUGUUUCCCUCUUCUGCAAAGUACCCCUUCAGGAAGCUCUAGCCCUGGGGUUCCUCAUGAAUACCAAAGGGUUGGUGGAACUCAUUGUCCUUAACAUUGGUAGAGACAGAGGGGUCUUGAAUGAUCAAACAUUUGCUAUCAUGGUUCUCAUGGCUGUCUUCACAACCUUCAUCACAACGCCUGUAGUUAUGGCAGUAUAUAAGCCAGCUAAAAGGUUGAGUAAAGAUUACAAGUACAGAACUAUUGAGAGGAAAGACCUAAAUAGUCAGCUCCGACUCUUGACCUGUUUCCACGGUACAAGGAACCUUCCCACGAUGAUUAAUCUCAUCGAGGCUUCCCGUGGGACUGAAAAAAGGGAGCGGCUUUGUGUCUAUGCAAUGCACCUUCUGGAGCUUAACGAAAGGCCUUCCGCAAUAUUGAUGGUUCACAAGGCAAGAAACAAUGGUAUACCCUUUUGGAAUAAAGGGCAGCAUUCAGGUGAUAAUCAAGUUGUUGUGGCUUUUGAGACCUUUGAGCAGCUGAGUCGAGUGGCUAUACGUCCAAUGACAGCAAUCUCUGCUGUAACUACCAUGCAUGAGGACAUCUGCACAAGUGCUGACAGUGAAAGAGCAGCAAUGAUAAUCCUCCCAUUCCACAAGCACCAGAGGUUGGAUGGUACCUUUGAGACAGCUCGAAGUGAGUACAGAUUGAUUAACCAACAGGUUCUUGAGAAUGCACCAUGUUCAGUAGGGAUCAUAGUGGACCGUGGUCUAGGUGGAAGCACCCAUGUAUCUGCCAGCAAUCUUGAUUCAGUUGUAACUGUUCUGUUCUUUGGGGGUAGUGAUGAUCGUGAGGCUCUUGCUUAUGGGAUUCGAAUGGUUGAGCAUCCUGGUAUCACCUUAAAUAUCAUUCACUUCUUACCAAGCGCGGAGCUUCAGGGAGAAAUUGUUAGAGUUGAUGUAAACGAUGAUUCAAACACUUCAGCAGGGCCAACGGAGGACACGUUCAUUGCUGAACUGAAGCUCAAGAUUUUGAGUUACAGCUCAAUCAAGUAUGAGGAGAGAGUAGUGGGAAAUGCUGCAGAAACUACUGCAUUGAUUCGUGAGUUUAGCCAAUGUAACUUGUUUUUGGUUGGUCGAAGGCCUCAGGGUCCAAUCGCUGCUUCCUUGAAUGUGAAGGGUGACUGCCCCGAAUUGGGGCCUGUUGGGAGCUUGUUGAUCUAUCCGGACUUCAGUACCACUGCAUCAGUGUUAGUAGUGCAGCAGUAUCAUGGGCUCAAGUUGCCAAACUCAUCAGUCGGUUUGUCUAAGGUAGUCGUGUUGCCUGAGGAAGAAUCAGAAAUCAGCAGAUGAGCAGCUCCCAUCGGCUGUUUGGAUUCUCAUUGUACAUGCAGAUGAUGGUGAAAAUUUAGUAGGAAUUCUCUCUUUACUUCUACUCAACAUUGUUGUAUCUCUAAGAGCAUCUCCAACAGCUUCUCUAUAAUUUCUCUAUUAUAGGGAAGCAAAAGUCAAUGCUUCAAGCAAUAUUUCUUCUACAACUCCAACAGAUUCUCUAUUUUGGAGAUUUCAAGAUGAUUCCCUAAAUCCUUCUAUAAAAUUUGGAGAAUGCUGCAGAUUUGAGGGAUUUGGGUUUCUCUUUCAUCACAUUCCCCAUUUUGGAGAAAGUUUUAGGGAAUCUGUUAGAGCAAAACACCCAAAAUCUUCUCUAAAUUAGAGAAUUUCAAGAAUUUAGGAAAGCUGUUGGAGAUGCUCUAAGGUCACAAGUUACAAAAUCUCACAGGUUGUACAUAUUAUGGUCUCCUAAAUAUCAAAUAAAAGUCUUCCCUCGACAACAAAUCUUCUAUAUUUUCAGUCUUCUCCUUAAUGGUUAAUGAGUUGGUAUCCCCUUUUU